CCGCGCCGCGCUGAUUGGCCGAGGGCGCCGAGGCUCGCGCUCCGUCGGUUUACUCCCUCGCUCGCGCUCGGCCUCUGUUUGCGUGAGGAGAAAGGAAGAGGAGGAGGGGGCAACGGAAGGGCCUCUUGACGCGGAUGCCGACACAAGGAGGAAACCGGGCCUAAGCGGCGGAAGAAGCGGCGAAGGAGCCGAAGGAACCAACAGGCGCGCGGGGGAGGGGAGAAUCUCUUCCCUCUUUCUCAGUCGUUCGUUCGCUCCUGCCCGCCCUCCCGCCGGUGGUUGGUUCCUUCCCGGCUCCUUCGGCGCUGUGAAGGGAAGGCGGAUGGCGGCAACAUCCGGGGCCUCCGGGGUGGCGGUCGCGGCGGCCGUCGUCGUCGGAGGUGGGUCCGUCUCCGUCGCCGCCGCCCCGGCUCUCUACGCCUGCACCAAGUGCAACCAACGCUACCCGUUCGAGGAGCUCUCCCAGGGACAGCAGCUCUGCAAGGAAUGUCGCAUUGCACAUCCCAUGGUAAAAUGUACUUACUGUCGAUCAGAGUUUCAACAAGAGAGCAAAACCAACACAAUAUGCAAGAAGUGUGCCCAAAAUGUAAAGCAAUUUGGAACGCCGAAACCUUGUCAGUACUGUAACAUCAUUGCAGCAUUUAUUGGCACAAAAUGUCAGCGCUGCACAAACUCUGAGAAGAAAUAUGGACCCCCUCAAACAUGUGAGCAAUGUAAGCAGCAAUGUGCUUUUGAUCGCAAAGAGGAAGGAAGAAGAAAGGUUGAUGGGAAGCUGUUGUGUUGGCUCUGUACGCUGUCCUACAAGAGAGUACUGCAGAAGACCAAGGAACAGAGGAAGAGCUUAGGGUCUUCACAUUCUAAUUCCUCCUCCACAUCUCUUACUGAAAAAGACCAGCAUCAUUUGAAACACCAGCGCCAUCGCCAUCACCACCACCGUCACAGCAGCAGCCAUCACAAAAUCAGCAGUCUGAGUCCAGAGCAAGAUCAGGGAUUGUGGAAACAGAGCCAUAAAUCCUCUGCAGCUAUUCAGAAUGAAACUCCAAAGAAAAAGCCCAAAAUGGAAUCCAAGCCAUCUAAUGGAGAUAGCCCACACUUUUCGCUUUACAGUAGUUCUAUAAAUCAGUCAGCAGACAGCGGAGGUACUGACAACUUUGUCCUCAUUAGUCAGCUGAAAGAAGAAGUGAUGUCACUGAAACGCCUCUUGCAACAAAGAGAUCAAACAAUUCUGGAAAAAGAUAAAAAGUUGACAGAGCUGAAGGCAGACUUUCAGUACCAAGAGUCCAACUUGAGAACAAAGAUGAACAGCAUGGAGAGAGCUCAUAAGGAAACUGUGGAACAGCUACAGGCAAAAAACCGAGAACUGCUCAAACAAGUUGCGGCUUUAUCAAAGGGCAAGAAGUUUGACAAGAGUGGGAGCAUGCUCACAUCACCAUGAAGUGCUGGCUGUUUGCAUGAGUGUUAAUAUUCAAAAGGUAAAUGACUCUGUGGAAACUCCUUAGAAGCCUGUGGAGUGAGGAAAAAGGAAUAUUUUUGCACACAGAGUAGUUGGCAUGUUUCCUACACCUUUUUGUAACUGAUAAUGCAGUGGAACUUUUUCUUUUCUUUUUAAGUUUAAGCCAUUUGGAUUAAAAUACUUCAGCUGGCUUGAAGAAUGCUUUUUAAAAAGAAUUUUUACAGGAGAGUUACUGGUAAUCAGUAAGAGUGCUCUUAUUUUUAACCACAUCAUGCAAUAACAUAUGCAAGCCAGCAGUUUGAGGGAGCAAUCCAUCAAGUAUGGCUAUUGUGCAGAAUCAUUAAUCUAAAUUGGAUUUAUGCAGGACACCUAGGCAAAAGCAGAACUUGCCGAGGAGCUGGGCAGAUUCACAUCAAGAAAAAAAAUGGUCAACCAUAUCAGUAUUCCAGCAACAACUAGCUUGGAAACAGAAACUGGAGCACUGGAUGCCUGACAAUUGUGCAUUAUAUUUUGGUCAAAAUAAGAGUACGUUGAAAGUCUAAAAUCAUGGUGCUUUUAUGACAAGAAGCUUAUUACCGAUAUAAAUAUGUAAAAGAAUUUUAACAGUUUUAUUCUUAGUGAUAACCGGUGUUUUACAUUUCUUGUGAUAGAAAUUUAAAGAGAGAUUCCCUAUUGUAAGUAUCUGAACAAAAUGUGUUUUUUGAAAAUUUACUGUAGACUUUUUCUCUUGCAAGUGCCUUUUCUCCUAACUGUUUAUUAUUUAUAGGAAUGUUGGUAUUUUGUAUAUAAAGUUUUUCUUUUCUUUUUUUAAAAAAAUCAUGUUUAAAUGUUCCUUUGUGGAUGUAUAUAAAUAAAUGUAUGUACAGAAUAACCAGGUGUUAAGAUCAGAGCUGUUAGGAUGCUAGAGAAGGUGUUAAGAUCUGGCAGGAAACAAAUACUGGCUGUACAUAAUUGUAACGGAUUUGUCUGUGUAGAAGGUGUUUGUCUUAACUCAUGUUGUGCCUAACUUAAUUUCCCACCACCACCACCACUACCACCACACACACUAAACUGUAGGGCUUCUAAAAUAUAUUUCACCUUUUAUCUCAGUGCUAAUUUGCAUAAUAUUCCCUGUGCCAUGUUCUAAAUUGAAUGACACAGGAACCGUAUUUGAGCUAACAUAACUCUUUGGCAAUUUCUUUCAAUAACACUUCAUCGUACUAUGCCUUUUUAAACUGCUAGGAGAAUAUGCCUUUUCAUUUCUAAAGAGUGAAACAAACAUCCCCACACUAAUAGUGUCACAUUGCUAAAGGUGCAGUCACACUGCUCUAGGACCCAGGAGCCAAAAGAAAUGGCCCCGGAGAAGCUCUCACAUGGGACACAAAAGCCAGCCCCAUGGACCCUCACUGUCUUCACUGUCUGUGGGCCAGCCAUGUAGUCAGGUAGGAUCAGUACAGGAUGAAACAACAUUUACCCAGCAGGAAUUGGAUAAAUCUCUUAAGACAAGUAUCUCAUUCCUCAAUAAAGAGCCAGAUGCUGGCAUUCAGAAAGUCCUAUGGGAAUUUGUUCUGAGGAAUAGCGAAGCCCAUAAAGUCUGGUCAGCAUUGCACAAGCUCAACUGUGCAUCCCUAGAACAAGUCCCAGGAUUCUGAAUAAACCAUGAGAGUUCAGUAAUAAAUAGGCAGACAUCCCUCAGCUGAACAUGGAAAGCAAUAAUCCCUAUCUUACAUUUCUUCAGAUUUGUAAUUUUUUUAAAAAAUUUUCCCUUUGGGGGUCAUGAUAGGAAUUACUAGAAACUCAAAGUUCAUUCCAGAAGGCAUGGUCUCAUCAGCUUAAAAAUGUAGCUGCUUUUCCAUAAAAUUGAAAUCCUAUUUGAUUCAAAGGUGCUCAAGUUACUAUCAAGUUACUUAAAGGAAUAACUUGCGCUUCAGCUAGCAUUAAUGUGUUGUUUUUGGACCUCCAGCUCCCUGAAGAUUGGGAGGAUUUGUUCCCAACAGACUACUGAAUAAUGUAAUUUGAAAGGGAAAAAAAGCUGCUUUCUACAAUAUUGAGGAUUAUUUUUAAUUUUUUGUAUACUAGACGAACUUUGUAAAUUUAUAAAUACUAUGAUUAUCUUAACAUGAUAAAACAGCUAGGGUAGAAUAUACUGUUGCUAUCCUAUUGGACUGUUUAAUCAUUGAGAAGGUGGUGGUUGUUUUUCAUUACUGACUUGCAUUUCAGAGUAUUUUGAUACUUUUUCCAGUCAAAUGACUACCUGACACUGGUAGAUUUGGGUGGUUUUUUUUAAUACCAAAACCUGCCAGAACUUUUACCAUGAUUCUGAUUCACUUUCUGAUCAAAUCAUUCUCAUUGAAACCUGCUUAUGCUGCAACAGGAACAUUCUAGAAAAAGAGACCCAGCAUUUUAAUUUUUAACUGCCAGAACUGUACAAAUCCUAGUAUGGACCCAUUUAGGGACUUUACAGUGUUUGAAGAGAAAUCACUCUGGUUUUAUAAGUUCCAUACCCUCUCUUCACUUGGGAGUUUUAAAGGCUAGGAACUAGCGAAUUAAAUCCUGGAGUUGUAGCUAUCUUCACAGUGAACUUUUUAAUGUAGAUUUUGAGGGUGAUACAUUGUACUAUAAUGUGCAUUUAAGUCAGUUUUCCAAUUGUUAAUUAGCAUUGAACAAAACCUUUCACUUGGGCUUCAGUUAUUUAUGUAUUUUAAGCCUGUGAAUAUUGCGGUUUCUUUUUAGUUAGAAAGGAUGUCCAUUCUGAGGUAAAGCUGUUCAGCUUGCUACAUGUGUAUAUACUGUUGAAAUUCUGUACUGGCACACAUUUGACAGUUGACAUUUUUGUACUUUUUUCUAAAUCCAAUAUUUCACAAUAAAAGCUUGUUAAAACAU
Messenger RNA from Zootoca vivipara (common lizard), 4315 nucleotides. It is a transcript of the gene FAM76B, whose product is annotated as family with sequence similarity 76 member B. The record is from RefSeq and is a predicted model, not a curated record. Gene Ontology annotation, cellular component: nuclear speck. NCBI's taxonomy places the organism in Eukaryota, Metazoa, Chordata, Lepidosauria, Squamata, Lacertidae.